Messenger RNA from Moesziomyces antarcticus, 1647 nucleotides. RefSeq names its product NMD3-domain-containing protein. Gene Ontology annotation, cellular component: nucleus; cytoplasm. The record is from RefSeq and is a predicted model, not a curated record. Bases 1 to 1647 code for a protein of 548 amino acids. The transcript has a single exon. Lineage: Eukaryota; Fungi; Basidiomycota; Ustilaginomycetes; Ustilaginales; Ustilaginaceae. Gene Ontology annotation, biological process: ribosomal large subunit export from nucleus. Gene Ontology annotation, molecular function: ribosomal large subunit binding.
AUGGAGUAUCACCCACCAGCAGCGCAGCACAUGGUGCUUUGCGCCGACUGCGGAACUCCCAUCACGCCCAACAAUGCCAACCUCUGCCUGUCGUGCCUGCGAAACUCGGUCGACAUCACCGAGUCGGUUCCCAAGCAGGCUACGGUCAACUUCUGCCGCAACUGCGAGCGCUACCUCAACCCGCCCAACUCGUGGGUGCCUGCUCGUCUUGAGUCCAGAGAAUUGCUCGCCAUCUGCCUCAAGAAGCUCAAGGGCCUCAACAAGGUGCGCCUCAUCGACGCAGGCUUCAUUUGGACCGAACCACACAGCAAGCGUCUGCGAGUCAAGCUCACGGUGCAGAAGGAGGUCUUCACCUCCACCAUCCUGCAGCAGAUCUUCGAGGUCGAGUUCGUUGUGCAGUAUGGUCAGUGCCCCGACUGCACACGACUCGCGGCCAAGAACACGUGGCGCGCCAUGGUCCAGGUGCGCCAGAAGGUGCAGCACAAGCGUACCUUCCUCUACCUCGAGCAGCUCAUCCUCAAGCACAACGCCCACCAGAACACCGUCAGCAUCAACGAGAAGAAGGACGGCCUCGACUUCUUCUACACCCAGCGCGCACACGCCAUCAAGAUGGUCGAGUUCCUCAACAGCGUCGUCCCCAUCAAGACCACCAAGUCCGAACAAGUCAUCUCCAUGGACGUGCACACCUCGACGACAAAUUACAAGUUCACCUACUCGGUCGAGAUCGCCCCUAUCUGCAAGGACGACCUCGUCUGCAUGCCGCCCAGGAUGGCCAAGCAGCUCGGCAACAUCGGCCAGCUGGUGCUCUGCAACAAGGUGACCAACUCGCUGCGCUUCAUCGAUCCCAUCAGCCUCCAGAUCGCCGAGGUGCCAGCAGAGAAGUACUGGCGCGAUCCCUUGCCCGCGCUGGCAACGAUUCCAGAGAUGAUCGAGUUCUUGGUGCUUGACAUUGAGCCCACGGGUCGCUAUGCUACCAACUCGCACGGUGUGCAGAACCGCCGACUCGAAGAGGCCGAUGCGCAAGUGUCGCCGCUCAACGCAGCUUCGUUCGGCGAGGCGGAUGCGGUCUACCACACGCGCACGCACCUGGGUGCCAUCCUGCAACCCGGCGACACCGUCAUGGGCUACCACCUGCGCGUAGCCAACUUCAACUCGGCCGAGUGGGACACGCUGCCUGCCGACCGUCUGCCGGACGUGGUGCUGGUGAAGAAGUCGUAUCCCGAACGCAAGAAGCGCUCCAAGAACCGCAUGUGGAAGCUCAAGUCAAUGGCCAAGGAGGCCGAAGAUCCCGCCACCGAGGGCGCAGUCGGCCGCGGUGCCGUCGGCAGGCGCGGUGGUCUCGACUCGCAGAGGGUUGAGAGGGACUACGAGCUGUUCCUGCGCGAGCUCGAAGAGGACGACGAAAUGCGCCAGACCGUCAAUCUCUACAGGGACUCCAAGAAGGAGGAGGAGAGGCGGUUGCGCAAGGAGAGGGCCGCACAGAUCAAGGCCGAGCGCGAGGCGGCUCUCGCAAAUGGCGGCAUGGAGGAGGACGGCGACGACGGCAUGACGACCGACGGAGAGAGCGAGUGGGGAGACGACGAUGCACCGCGCGUCGGCAUGGACGAGCUGCUCGACGACCUCGAAGACAUGGCCAUCGAGGACUGA